CAAGCUUUUGUAUCAAUCAUAUUAAGAUAUAGUUAGGAAAUAUCCUAAGAUUUGGUGAAUAUAUUUAGAUUUACUAGGAUAAUAAUUGUUUCCUUGAUUGUGUCGAUUUCCCUAAGCUAGCAGGACAUGUUUUUAGGUAGGCUUAGGAAUCUUCUGCAUUGUAUUAUAUAUAGGCUGCUUAUGAUAUUAAUCAAACCAAGCUAAAUUUCACGACUUUACAUGGUAUCAGGCCAAAGUCUUUGAUUUUUUUUUUCUUUCAUUAAUCAUGGCUGGAGGUGAUGAAACACCACCACCACCUACAAAAAUCGAGCCAAAUUCCCCAUAUUACCUCGGGUCGCAAGAUCGACCAGGGGAUUUUAUUACUCCUACACGCCUCACAGCAGACAACUAUGACUCUUGGGCUGCUGACAUUCAAACGGCGUUGGAAGCUCGGAGGAAGUUCGACUUUCUUGAUGGAACAAUCAACAAACCAUCACCUCCUUGCACGAAAUCUGAUUGGACGACAAUUAAUGCUAUGCUAAUUUCUUGGAUUACAAAUACGAUUGAUCCACAAUUAAAAUCCUCUUUGUCAAAAUUUCGAGAAGCUAAACCCUUUUGGGAUCACCUCAAACAACGCUUCUCUCAAACUAAUGGCCCCCGAAUUCAGCAACUUCGUUCGUCAAUUGCUAAGUGCGAACAGAGCAAAUUAAUGAUUGUUUCUGAGUACUUUGGCAAAUUACAUAUUCUGUGGCAGGAGCUGGAUCGUCAUGAGCCUCUGAUUUCUUGCUCUUGCUGUGCUUCGUGUUCAGCUGGCAGAUUACAUGAAGAACGCCGAGCACAAGCACGUUUACAUGAUUUUUUAAUGGGUUUGUACCCUGAUUAUUACUCUUCACUCCGCACAAAUAUAUUGUCUCAGGAUCCUCUUCCAAGCCUUGACAGAGCUUAUCAAUUGGUGACUCAAGAAGAACGAGUUCGCACUUCACGAUUGGAGGCCGAAAUCAAGGCUGACUCGAAGCCGACAGAAGCUGUGGGCUUUGCGGUUCGAGCAAAUCCUGAUCGUGGCAGAGGACGGGAUAAACCCGUGUGUUCGAAGUGUCGUAAAACAGGACAUGAGGCUUCAUCUUGCUGGGCUGACAAGAUUUGUAACCACUGCAAGAAGCAGGGUCACCCUGAAACUCACUGUUAUGAGCUUGUGGGUAGGACCGAUGCUAAGAGAUCUUCUUCCACAGGCCAAGGACGAGGACAAGUUCGUGCUAAUGCUGCUACAAGUGGUAGUGUGUCUUCUUCAUCAUCAAAUUCUUCUGUUUCGGCCUUAGGGAAGCUAUUCACACCGGAGCAAUGGAAAGCCAUUGCGGGGGUUGUCGGUAAUGCUAAUAUUCCCGAUAAUAGAUUGACCGAUAAGUUUGAUGUUUCAUCUUGGAUCAUUGAUACCGGUGCCACACAUCAUGUUACAGGGGAUUCCUCUUGGUUGUUUGACACUCAAAAACUUGACUGCCCUGUUGGUUUGCCGAACGGGUCACAAGUGGUGGCUACCUUGGUCGGAUCCGUUUACUUAUCGGAUAAAAUUACACUUACUGGAGUUCUUUAUGUUCCCACUUUAAGUUGACCAAGCGAAGGAGCUGAUUGGAGCGGGGAUUAAGAGAGACGGACUGUACUACUUUAGCAAACCGAAAUUUGUGUCCUCUGUGGAAGCAACAUCGUCUUUGGAGCUAUGGCAUCGUCGGCUCGGUCAUCCUUCGGAAAAAGUAGUUAAGUUAAUUCCUUGUGUUAGUAGUAGUAAAGAGCAUUUAAAUAAUGGUUGUGAAGUAUGUAUGCAUGCUAAACAUCCAAGAGACAAAUUUCCUUUAAGUGAUAAUAAAGCUUCUCGAAUAUUUGAAAAAGUACAUUGUGAUUUGUGGGGUCCUUAUAGACAUGUUUCAUCUUGUGGAGCUCGUUAUUUUUUAACAAUAGUUGACGAUUAUU
Messenger RNA from Chenopodium quinoa (quinoa), 1941 nucleotides. RefSeq lists its product as uncharacterized. The record is from RefSeq and is a predicted model, not a curated record. The transcript has 2 exons. Bases 266 to 1585 code for a protein of 439 amino acids. NCBI's taxonomy places the organism in Eukaryota, Viridiplantae, Streptophyta, Magnoliopsida, Caryophyllales, Amaranthaceae. Gene Ontology annotation, molecular function: nucleic acid binding; zinc ion binding.